This is a messenger RNA of Erinaceus europaeus (western European hedgehog), 4156 nucleotides long. It is a transcript of the gene PDE1A, whose product is annotated as phosphodiesterase 1A. Gene Ontology annotation, molecular function: 3',5'-cyclic-nucleotide phosphodiesterase activity. The record is from RefSeq and is a predicted model, not a curated record. Gene Ontology annotation, biological process: signal transduction. NCBI's taxonomy places the organism in Eukaryota, Metazoa, Chordata, Mammalia, Eulipotyphla, Erinaceidae. The transcript is spliced from 16 exons. Bases 18 to 1625 code for a protein of 535 amino acids.
GUCUGCUUCAGGGGGUUAUGUGGAAUACCACCAUGGGAUCUACCGCUACAGAAAUUGAAGAACUGGAAAGCACCACUUUUAAGUAUUUGAUAGGAGAACAGACUGAGAAAAUGUGGCAGCGCCUGAAAGGGAUACUACGAUGCCUCGUGAAGCAGCUGGAAAAAGGUGAUGUGAAUGUUGUAGACUUGAAGAAGAAUAUUGAAUAUGCGGCAUCUGUGUUGGAAGCAGUUUAUAUCGAUGAAACAAGAAGACUGCUGGAUACUGACGAUGAGCUCAAUGACAUUCAGUCAGAUUCAGUGCCAGCGGAGGUCCGGGACUGGUUGGCUUCUACCUUCACGAGGAAAAUGGGGAUGAUGAAAAAGAAAUCUGAGGAUAAGCCAAAGUUUCGGAGCAUUGUGCAUGCAGUCCAAGCUGGAAUUUUUGUGGAAAGGAUGUACAGAAAGUCGUAUCAUAUGGUUGGCUUGGCAUAUCCAGAAGCUGUCAUAGUAACAUUGAAGGAGGUUGACAAAUGGUCCUUUAAUGUAUUUGCCUUAAAUGAAGCAAGUGGUGAACAUAGUCUGAAGUUUAUGAUUUAUGAGCUGUUUACCAGAUACGAUCUUAUCAACCGUUUCAAGAUACCUGUUCCUUGUUUAAUUGCCUUUGCAGAAGCUUUAGAAGUUGGCUACAGUAAGCACAAAAAUCCAUACCACAAUUUGAUUCAUGCAGCUGAUGUCACUCAAACUGUACAUUACAUAAUGCUUCAUACAGGUAUCAUGCACUGGCUCACUGAACUGGAAAUUUUAGCAAUGGUUUUUGCUGCUGCUAUUCAUGAUUAUGAGCAUACAGGAACCACAAAUAAUUUUCACAUUCAGACACGGUCAGAUGUCGCCAUUUUGUACAAUGAUCGCUCAGUCCUUGAGAAUCACCAUGUGAGUGCAGCUUAUCGACUUCUGCAGGAAGAAGAAAUGAAUGUCUUGGCAAAUUUAUCCAAAGAUGACUGGAGGGAUCUGCGGAGCCUGGUGAUUGAAAUGGUUUUGUCUACAGACAUGUCAGGUCAUUUCCAGCAGAUUAAAAAUAUAAGGAACAGUUUGCAGCAGCCAGAAGGGAUUGACAGAGCCAAAACCAUGUCCCUGAUUCUCCAUGCAGCAGAUAUUAGCCACCCUGCCAAGACAUGGAAUCUGCACCACCGGUGGACCAUGGCCCUGAUGGAGGAGUUCUUCCUACAGGGAGAUAAAGAAGCUGAACUGGGGCUCCCUUUCUCCCCACUGUGUGAUCGAAAGUCAACAAUGGUGGCCCAGUCACAGAUAGGUUUCAUUGAUUUCAUAGUAGAGCCAACAUUUUCUCUUCUAACAGACUCAACAGAGAAAAUUAUUGCUCCUCUUAUCGAGGAGACUAAUAAGACCGAAGCUCCUUCCCAUGGAUCCAGCCGACGAACCAAUAUGAAGAUCAGCAUGAAUGAAGCAACAUACCCCCCAGACUACUCCUUGGCAAGUGUGGACCUGAAAAGCUUCAAAAAUAACCUGGUGGACAUCAUUCAGCAGAACAAAGAGAGGUGGAAAGAGUUAGCUGCACAAGGUGAGCUUGAUCUUCAUAAGCACUCAGAUGUAGUAAAUGCUGAAGAAAAACAUACUGAUACACACUCAUAGGUUUGAAAAACCUUAGAGGCAUCUGUCGUUUGAACGAAAGAGGGUAGGAGAAGCACUAAGACUUCCCAUAGCCUCCACUUCCACAAUGCUAUAUCCUUCUCUGUCAAGAUGAACUUGGAUCAGGCCAUUUCCAUGAACUCCUAAGUAAAAGGAAUUAAUAAGAACAGAAAUCCUAAAUUAGUAAAUCUGGCCAAGUAAAUACACCAAAAGUUGCUACUGCCACCAGAUCGUCUGACCAUUGUGUAAGCUACUUUUUUCCCUCGACAAUUUGGCCUGCUUCAAUCAAGUCAGAAAUUUUCAAAACAAACAUUGCAUAGCUUUAAAUUUUACUCUGAAUAGGCUAUAACACAGAAGAUUAUAUAAUCCAUUGUAUUAAAGGAAGCAUUCUUUUAAAAUGGAUUUUCUCUCAUUGUUUUACAAAAUGCUUUUAAUUACAGAUAUUUCAAGAUGUUAGGUAAAAGGAAAGCAAAACAAAGGUAUGGGAAAAGAAAUUCUGUGGCUUCGAGGAACAAGCUAGCUAGGACUGUCAUCCUUAUUUUAAACAUAUGUGAACAAAGUCAGGGGGUGUUCUGAAGCUAUGACUGAAAUCUCGUAACGACUAUGGAGCAUCAAAGCCCUGUCUUCAGGAUCUGACGACACAGUGUGGGGAAUCAUGUUAAAGCCUGUUGCUGAAACCUGUACAUCAGCCUGCCUCCAUCCUUGUGAUUUCAAAGCACUGAUGCAUUCAUUACCUUACAUGGGCAUCAUCGUAAGGCAAAUCACACCUCACCUGUAGUCCAAGAUAAUGACAGCCUUCAGCCAAGAAUGGAAUUUGCCUUCUAAUGUACUAAACGCAUCAGGAUAUAAGGAAAGAUAUUAUGGGCUAACAGAUAGGCAGUGUGUGAGUGUGUGUGUGUGCGCGUGUGCGUGUGUGUGUGUGUGUGUGUGUGUGUGUGUGUGUGUGUGUGUGUGUAAUUGCCUAUGAAAAUGAAAGACCACAUAUUCUGUACAGACAACAUUAUUCAGUGUGACUUUAUAGUUUUACUACACAGUAAUGAACUGCAAUCCUUGGACAUUCUAUUUCCUUGUCAUGUUUUGCCUGAGCAUGUGCAAGCCUUUCUUUUGCUCCAGACGGAGAACUCCCUUUCUCUGCCCUUCACUGACAGGAAAGGUCGAACACAAUUAGGUGUCGUAGCUUCUCACUGUAUAAAUAUUUCAAUGAUUGUGACAGUAAGUGAAUGUGUCUUUUAGAGAGGUAGAAAUUGGAUGACAAAUACCAAGAGUAGACAUCAGUUACAAAGGAGUGAAGGAGGGUCUUUCCAUCCUAGUGAGUUUUCUGUUGCCUCUGCUUCUCUGCUGGGUUCCACAGCUAAGCAAUAUUUGAGAAAUGGGUACAUUCGAAGCUUUUAAAUCUAAGUAGUGGGAUUUUGUAACUCACAACUUAGAUCUCUUUUAACAUGUAAGCCAUAUUCAAUAUGCAUAUUAGGUAUGCAUCAUUCUAAUUUAAGAUAUUUGUGCACAAAAUGUAUAAAAUGCUUAAUUUAAAUGUCCUGUAGAUAAGAUCCUUAGAUUUAGCUGCAACUAAUAUUGUGUAGAAAACAAUUUAACCAAUUGACUUGUGCCAUAGACAUGAUAAUUCAAUUAAUAUUUUAAAUGUAAGAAGUAAAGAUUGAUCUAUAAUGAUGUGUUGGGGGAAUUUAUAGAUGUGUAUAUCAUGGUGAUUUUUGUCCUUUAAAAGUGACCUUUUAAUUAUUAUUUAUGGAGAAAUUAUAACUACUGUCUUCAAAGUCUUUUUUUCUUUUUUGAGUAGCUAUUUACCAGCGAGAAAAUAGUCUGCAUUUGAAAUAGAAUUUGACUUUCUGGGAAGCCUAAUUACUGUUGGUCUUAUUUGAGCCAGUUGUCUUUUAUUGAAACUAUAAGAUCUCGUGCGUAAGAUAAAUAAAACACUGCUUCUCAAUUAUUGUAAGAAACAUGUUCACUUUGUUCCUGUUAAUAUUUUAAGACCCAUAGACUUUGGUAAGAAUAAAUAGCAGCAUAUAGCCAACUCAUCACUUUCUUCAUUAGAUUUUAGCCCAGCUUUCCAGACUAUUUGACCUGCAGAAAUGCAUGUCUGUUCAUCUUCAUCCUCCUCAGACCUCUCUUCUCCUUACUUCCCUCCUCUUUUCUUAUUUGUGUUCUUCCUCUCUUUUCCCCUUCCUUUCUUCUCUCUCUGAGACAGUUUAUAAUUACUUUUAAUUAGCAGGAAGUUGAAACUAAGGCUACCAGCAUCCAUCCCAUCUGUAAACAUCAAUGCCGAGUCCAUUCUAAAGGGUGGAUCUAAUGUAUUAGGCUGCCAAACAUUGAAUGUCCUACUUUGCAUUUUUUGUUCCCAGUUAUCCAAUAAGUUUAUCUUACAGUAUCAUAGUCCUUUUCAUUUAACAAGUACCUCACUUAUUUAAUUUUUAAUAUGACUACACACGAUUCCUGUGUUUUUAUCCUGCUGUAAUUCUCUGUAUUACCUAUUACAUAUUAUUGUUAAAUAAAUCAAACUUGGGGGAAAAUAUUGUGAAACA